This is a messenger RNA of Chlorella variabilis, 336 nucleotides long. RefSeq lists its product as hypothetical. Gene Ontology annotation, cellular component: nucleolus. The record is from RefSeq and is a predicted model, not a curated record. The coding region runs from base 1 to 336 and encodes 111 amino acids. Gene Ontology annotation, biological process: maturation of SSU-rRNA. Gene Ontology annotation, molecular function: RNA binding. NCBI's taxonomy places the organism in Eukaryota, Viridiplantae, Chlorophyta, Trebouxiophyceae, Chlorellales, Chlorellaceae. The transcript is spliced from 2 exons.
AUGGCGCAGCCGCCGCUGGAGCUGCCUGCGGGGCUGGUGCUGCCGCGCAUGGGGCAGGCGCUGGAGUGGGCCAACGCCUUGCUGGAUGCCACCCUGGUGAAGCUGUCCCACGAGCCAGAGGCUCAGCCGCUGGUCGAGGAGCUGCACCAGGUGGUGGACCAGCAGGCGGCAGAGGCGCGGCCACUGCUGCGCCUCAGUGGCGCCCUGGCCCAGCUGCUGGAGCAGCAGCAGCAGCAGCAGCAGUCGCGGUUGGCGGCACACGCAGCAGACUACAGCGUGCAGUGGCUGGACCUGCGCAUACUUGCGCCAGAGCAGCGCGAUCAGCCUGGCCAGUAG